CGGCCCGUGUUGGUUCCAGCUGACAGACGGGGAGAGAGAACCAGAGAGCGACGAAAAUAGAGAGCAGUGUGUGAGUGUGCGCGUGCGCGCGUGUGUGUGAAGGAGCGAGAGAGGGAGGGAGCGCGAGAGAGGGAGGAAAAUAAGAGCCAUUAUCUAUCUGACUCUCAUACUACUGGAUUUUAUUAUUUUUUGAGGGGGAUCUCUUUUUUCCUUUCAUCUGCUAUUAUUUCGCUCAUAUUUAACCUGUAUUUCUUUGGUCUUGGUGACUUCCCACCGCCGCGUUUCGACUCUGUUCUGCUCUUUCUAAUCCCCUUUCCUCGUUUUUUUUCCAAACUGACAGUCGCCUUUAUUUCUGCUUUGACUGUCAUUGAUUUUGUUAGUUGCUCCCUCUCUGGUGACAUUCUCGCCUGACAACCGACCGCCGGACUUGACCCGUCGGUGAACCGCCGUUUCAUUCCCACGAUCUCAAGCGAUUGAUUCAGCUCUUAAUUGUCCUCCAGUUCGUGUUUAUUAAGUGCAGAGUUGAGUUUGUUUAAAAAGAGAAGCGGUGACAACAACUCCUGAAGGCUCAGACUGUCUGAAAGGAUGAAUUAGAACCGGUCUGGAUGCUGACAUUUCGGAGAUAAGCCCCCCAGCCUUUUUCUUUCUUUCUUUUUUUUCUUUUGCUUUAAUUUUUUUGCACAUUUUCCUGCAUGGGACAAGCGGAAAGCGGACCAUCAGGUGGACAUCUUGACCGCACACAGGCGUCACCUGUCCGCGCACCUUUUGACGGCGGGCCUGUCUGAUACUAUCACUAAGUGGAUUAUUUUGAUCUUGAACUUACACUCUGCAGGUUGCUCUACUCCGCCCCCCUCACCCCCCCCUCUUUCCUCCUCCCUAGAAGUUAUGUCAAGGCCUCUCACCCAGCUCCUGCCGCCGGAUCUCCCUGCCGGGGCCACUAGCCCGCAAUUUGGGGCCAGCAACCCAGCUGGAACUGGUCCCCAAAGUGGACAUUUGACCUCUAUGACCAACUUGAAGUCUCUGCUACAACUGCCAAUCAAGGCCGACCAGAGAAGCCCCAAGGACUGUUGCGAGAUGAAGGACAAAGAUAAGCCCCUGGAUUGUGAUGAAGACUCUUUAGGUGUCAACGCCGGAGGGCCUGGUGGGGUGGGAGGAACCCCAGGCUCUGGAUCGCUGCGACCCAACUCCCAGUCAGCCUUCUUGGGCCCACUGCUGUGGGAGCGGACCCUGCCAUGUGAUGGAGGCCUAUUCCAGCUGCAGUACAUGGACCUGGAGGAGUUCUUGACUGAGAAUGGGAUGGGGAUGCACAGCAACGGACCGAGCUCGGCCAGUGCCCAGAUACCCUCCCAGAGUUCCCAGUCUGCUGUGCCCAACCAGAGUUCCCAGUGUCCUCCUGCAUCUCCUCCACCCUGUUCCUCCUCUUCAUCCUCCAUGUCCUCUUCAUCCUCCUCUUCCUCUCUUCUUGGAUUGGAGACCGUCCAGCCACAGCCGCCGCCCCCUCAACAGCAGCAAAACAUGAUGGGAGGACCUGAGUGUCUACAUGGUGGACAGGCAGUGCCUCAGGACCCACUACCUUCCUCCACCUGCCCUCCAGGGCCCCCCGGACAACCUGCGGUCGCGAACGGCAACAGCGACGUCAUGGUGAACUUUGAUCCUGAUCCAGCAGACCUGGCGUUGUCCAGCGUGCCGGGACAGGAAGCAUUUGAUCCACGGCGGCAUUGCUUUACAGAUGAGGAGCUAAAACCUCAGCCGAUGAUCAAGAAGGCUCGCAAGAUGCUGGUCCCGGAUGAGCAGAAGGAUGAAAAGUACUGGAGCCGGCGUGUGAAGAACAACGAGGCGGCGAAGCGCUCGCGGGAUGCCCGGCGGCUGAAGGAGAACCAGAUCUCGGUUCGCGCCGCCUUUCUGGAGCGGGAGAACGCCGCCCUUCGCCAGGAGGUGGCUGACAUGAGGAAAGAGCUGGGUCGUUGCAGGAACAUCAUCAACAAGUACGAGAGCCGGCACGGAGACUUGUGAGGCGGAAAGAGACGGAAGAAGAUGAAGGAAGAAAGGGGCGGGUGGGGAAGAGGAGAUUAGAGAAGGGUACAAGGCAACCCAUCAACAGCAGCACUUUAGUUGAAGUGGUGAGGGAGAAGGCUGGUGUAGAUCUGCAGUAAGCACUGUGUGACACCGGGCGCAAGUACAAGUGUGUUCAGAGUGUUUUAGUGCGUGCGCUGUGCUUCAGGAUGUCAUGACAGGAAAGCACAGUGGCGCCAUCUUUUUUUCCUAGUUUGACUCUCUUUGUACCUGCUGCUUUGCUGAAUCCACACGACGUACUGUACCAUCACCUUGCGACACCUCGGCAGCUUCCAUCACCCUCGGUGCUGUGCUUACGCCCGAUGUCGCACGGCGUUUUUUGCAGGUAGUGCGUUCCGGCCGCUGCUCUAGCCAGUUUAAACAGGGUGUUGAAUUCACAAUAUACCAGUGAAAUCUCACUUUUUAAGCUCAAGGCAUGGACACAAGCCAGGAGAGGUCAGAUAUGUGAUUUUUUUUCUAUGAAUAGGACAAAAAAACAUGUAUAUUUUUGAACUUGGCAGGAAGGCAAGACUAGUCCAGCAAAGAGGAGGAGAAGGAGGAGGAAGUAGGUUUUCAUCCAUAUUGCAAAGAGAUUUUGACAAAGGAUUAUUGUAUAUUUUUCUAUUAGCAAAUAUAUUUAGGAGGAGGAUUUUGGAGAUAAUCUUUUGUAUAUUUUAUAUAAGGGGUUAGGGAUGGGUUGUUAGCUGGACAGUCACGGGGCCACAUGAUAAAGCGCUUUUUCUCUUAGCUGUUUAAUGCUAAAAAACAAUCUAUUUUCAAUGUUACAGAGCUGGUUAGUUGGAGCUGGGGUGUAACAGAGAAUGUAUCACGGUUGAAUCAGGUAUUUCACACAGUGCGAGACAAGGCGAGGUAUCUUAGUAACGAUUGUUUUCUGUUUCGAAGGGAGCGAAGGUGCGCUAGAAAGAAGAAACAAAAACUGUAUAGUUUUAAGAAUUUUUUUUGUUUGCUUUCCUUGUGAGCUUGUUUAAACACUUCAGUUCUUAUCUUCUAUUUGAUUCCUGUCCAACUUUAACUAUUAAUAGAGUUUUUGUUUUAUGAAGGUGAAGGGGAAAAACAGAAAAACAGGAAGUAAUUAGCCAUCAGAACAGCUGGGUAUGAGCAGAUGUUUGAGAAUUACAAAGCAAAAAGGAAAGCAGCAGCAUUCGCUGGAAAGUUUGGAUUUGAUUUGGUGAGUGUGUCCUGCUCACACAUACUCUCUAUUUACUCCUCGAUCUGUUCCAGGAAGUGCAAAACUGUGACACUAACUGGCUUUAGAGUUGAUUUGCUGAGAUCGAACAGUGACUGAAACCUUCAGCAAGCAGACACAAACACAGACACGCACAGUCCUCUCCAUGGUUCUAACCCUUAUUGUUGUUGUUGAUGUUGUUAUGGACUUUUAUGGUGCUGAUCUGAUCUGAUCCUCCACCUGACACACAAACUCGCAAACAAGAAGACAAAAAUCAAACUCACACACAUGCAAACUUUCACCUCAAACACAAUACUGAACUGCCUAUACCAUUUCUUUGUCUUUUAUUCCUUUUUUAGUUUAUUUUUCUUUCUUUUGUUGCAUAUUGUAUUGAUGAAUUAUAAAUAGAUUUACACACAAACACUUGUCUAUACCUCUCCUUCAAACUUUACCCACAGUGAGAAAGAGAAAUGCACCCUACUGCUACUGUACCAUACAACUGUACUAUUGAAUAUUAAAGUAUUCUCUCACUAGAUAUAUAUAUAUAUAUAUAUAUACAUAUAUUAUAUAUAUAUAUGUGUAAAUGAUAUAUGCUUGAAAUAUGUGAUUAUAGUUGUAACAUACAUAAUUGAAUAUAUUCCUGAAAAACCCGCUGAAAUUAUUUUGUCAGUUUUCUCUCAGGUGUUUUUGUCUGAGGUAUUAAAUAUGCAUAUUAAUAAAAAAAAAUACACGCACAAAAAAACAAAAAAAACUUUGAUCCAGUUCCAAAAUUUGUGGUUUGAUCUGAUUUAUUUUGUUAGAUGGACGUUUUGUUUUUUACAUUUCCUGCUUUGUUGUAAUGAUUUAGUUUUAACCUGGUUUUUUACUGACUCACCAGCAGGGGACACACAAGCUCUCCGCAGACCAGCUGACUUGCUAAGCUCCGCCCCCUUCGGUCACUGUUGCUAAGCUUCUCAAGCUCUGCACUCCAAAACUUCAUGCAUAAGCUGCUUCUCAAAGUCAAAGAAGGACCUUUCACAGAUGCAUUUCUUGAACCCCACAACAUUAAAUCUUGCUGAAGAAUUGUUUCAUGUCCCUUCAUUAAAUUUCAAGGUUGCUCAUGUGUAUCCUUGCCAAUCUAAAAGCACCCAUCCAAAUUCUUUUGUAAAUACCAAAAACGCCUCAGAUAGAACAUAGAUCUAUACUGACUAAUAUGAAUUUACAAGUUUUUGUUGCCACCUUAAAUAGCAGGGUGUAACAAAAUUACAGGUCAAUGACAUAUAAAAUAUAUCUUUAAAAACUGUUUCUAUUGGUAUCUAGUAGGUUUACUGAAAUAACUUUUGUUGAUUCUCUUUGAAUGAGCUAUUUAUAUCUACUUGACGUGGGUCCACAUACAUGGCAACUCCUAUUUGUCACCAUUUUUACAACGGUGUCUCUGAAUGGGCAACAACUCUGUGUGAAGUGAGAACCCUCUGAGCUUUACAAAUACAGGACCACAGAAGAAGACAGUACACAUUCACAAUUUUCAAGUAGUUGCUUGUAGUGUUGUUAUCACUGCACACGAGCCCACUGGAUCCAAUCACAGUUAAAAAAUAUGUUUAUGUCUGGAAGGAUUUUGGCCACUAACAGCCACCGUACACAACUGUAUUUGGCAUUUGAAAUGUUUUCUGUCUCUCUCUUUAGUUGUCAGAAAUACUUACACACGGUACCUUUAAAAUUGUUGACAUUUUAAUAUUUAAUAUCAAAGGACAGCCUGUUACCAACUACCAGCUAUUUAACCGCGAUGUCAGAUUUUUAGCUGCUGCGUGCAGACUCUAAAUUAUGCUGGGACCUUUGGUUAGGACUGUUUCAUCAUGUGUUUUCUGAGGAAAUAUCCAACUUGAAAAAAUGCCAUUCUAGCAGGAAACAUCCUUGACUUUGAGAAGCAUGUUUAGCUCUGCAGAAAGAAUGCAGAUAGUCAUCCCGCCCGACACAAGGCUGACAUGGAAGUGCCUUAAAGUGCAACACCACUGAUGGCUGCUAGGUGCUGCCUCCAAAACAUCUCUGGCUCUGACAGGCUCCCAUUUAAAAAGCAUCAAAUUCUCUUUCUUUUCUCUUUCUUACCACAAAUCAAGUUCGACUCAAUCCCUCUGAUUAAUGCACCAGUUUAUGUUACUUAGAUAUGUGUUUUGUAGAUAUUUUAUACUCAAAAAUACAUCCUUGCCACCCUGUUCUUUAUAUGGUCACUUCUGGCACCAGAUAGCCCACAAAUUGAUGGUUAAACACCCAAGUGGAGGCUUCAUAAACCAGUGGGUUAUGUCACACAGCCUGUUUAUACUCUAUUACUCCAAGCAUACAGUUAACAUGGCAACAGCAUCAGUUUCACCUUUUGAAAUUCAGUAAUUCAUUACCUGUGGGAGAUGUAGUUAUUUUCCUUGCCUUACAUCAGGCUCAUUACACUCUGUUUCCAGCUUUAGCCUAGCACUGCCUCCAUUCUUCCAGAUUUCUGCAGAGUACAGCAUCAUUUUUCCCUAACCAGUUACAAGAGAGUUAUUUAUCUGUUGCCAUAUCUUUGAGGUGUUAGGGAGGAGAAAACAAACAGAGCCAUUGCUGCUAAAUUAAGAUAUUCCUACUGAUGUGCACUGUUUGAAAAAGCUUAACAACAGCUUGACAAUCAUGCUAGUCCCACCUAUGUUGCUAAUGGUCUAGCUGUUAUUGUUCCUGCGGCACUCGUUGGACCUUAAUUUUUAAUCAGAGAAGCUGUUUCAAGUCACAAUGCCUGAAAGAUCAGUCAUCUCACUGGAGCAGAUGGAGUAGAUAAUCCGGACCUACAGUAGGCAAAUUAUGACUGAACUCAAAGCUUCUGUCUGAUUUUGCUAAGACAACACCAAUUAGUAGAAACUUAGAUAAAAAUAAUAAUAAAAGAAAACCCAUUCCUUUGGGCAUGUCCUCAGAAAUAUAUCUGAAUUAGACCUUGCAUUGCCUUUGCCAUUGUGUUUUGAAUUUUGUGAUGUUCAAAAACCACAAACUGAUUGGACAAUCACUAAAAGGGGCUGGUUUAGUGAAUGGUUAAAACUGUCAAGUGAUUUCUUUCUUUUUGUUUCUUACUACAGUCACAAUUCCAAGUAUUCAGACUUGAAGUCAAAAGUUUUUUUCAGAGGUUUCAUGCAUCUUAUUUUCUUCAGUGGAAGCUGUGAAAUGAUUUUCACACAAAUCCCUUUUGAUUUCCAUGACCAACUUUCAUUUGUUUUCCCACGAGCUUUUAUUAUCCUUUUUUGUUUUGGGUCUACUUUUUGGAAAUAUGUUCAAGCCUGAGACACAAACUUUUGAAUUUGAAUUCCUGUAAGAUAAGUCUCAGAGCUUCUUACGCUUUCACGUGGAAAUGGAAGAACAAAGUCGUGUGCUUUCUUAUGACAUCUGGGAUUUGGGAAUUUCUUCACACGUGUUUCGGAAACCUUUUGACAGUGCUAUUUUUCUAUGUAACUGUGUUGUUGAGAGUGAUGCAACUUUUUUCUGGAGGGCGUUUGAGGCCCCCCUGUCGAUGUGGUGGCAAUGACAGUAAAACGGCAUUGCGGGUUAUAAUGACAACAGUAAUAAUGAUAACAAUAAUGUACACAGCCUUGUUAUUUCUUCUUCAACUUUGUGGAUUCUCAGCUAACUUCUCCUUGUUGUGACUGUUAUGAACUACAAGUUCCAUGAACGCACCACUACCUGGACUUCUUACUAGUAUUGUGUGCUGUCCACAGGGAUGAUGGCAUAUGUGAUCUUUCUUUUCCCGCCAAACACCAAUAAAAGCUAAUCUUGAUUCACUGA
This is a messenger RNA of Melanotaenia boesemani (Boeseman's rainbowfish), 7009 nucleotides long. RefSeq names its product D site albumin promoter binding protein a (gene dbpa). Gene Ontology annotation, molecular function: RNA polymerase II cis-regulatory region sequence-specific DNA binding; DNA-binding transcription factor activity, RNA polymerase II-specific. The record is from RefSeq and is a predicted model, not a curated record. Gene Ontology annotation, cellular component: nucleus. Bases 886 to 2013 code for a protein of 375 amino acids. The transcript is spliced from 5 exons. NCBI's taxonomy places the organism in Eukaryota, Metazoa, Chordata, Actinopteri, Atheriniformes, Melanotaeniidae. Gene Ontology annotation, biological process: regulation of transcription by RNA polymerase II.